Metopolophium dirhodum (rose-grain aphid) is the source of this 762-nucleotide messenger RNA. RefSeq lists its product as uncharacterized. The record is from RefSeq and is a predicted model, not a curated record. NCBI's taxonomy places the organism in Eukaryota, Metazoa, Arthropoda, Insecta, Hemiptera, Aphididae.
ACAGAAUAACUGCAUAACCACGGACUAUAACACGGAGGGGUUGCAAUGUAUUCCUAUUUCCUAGAGUGAGUUUGCAGUGCCCUCUGUUUAGAACACGGACUAAGAUACAAAAGCCAAAUAAAACCACCGGUAGCGCUGAAAACUUCAAGUAUUCUAAAUUCUUAUCAGCUUAGUGACACCUUUUCGUGGCCGACCAUAUUGUCGUUACCAGUCAAUUAUAUCUUAGUCCGUGAGCGUUUCACAAGGUUGUUGCCAACUUCAUUCUAUAGUUUUACGAACAUAAUUUGAUAAGAAUUUAUUUGGAAAUUUUUUUAGUAAUUACACAAAAAUUAUUUUUUGUUUAAAUUAUAUUCUUUAAUCGUAAACACCAAAAUGAAAUGCGAUACAAUUCUUAAACCCGAAAAAUAUGGAGCGGGGCUCAAGGGCAUUUUCCGACAAGCUUUGCAUGAAAUGCCAUUGAUUACAAUAUGUUCUCCGUUCUGCAUUGUCGGCUUAGGGCUGAUUAUGUACCAUACUUAUAGAUACGAAAAAAAUGAUGGAAACAAUAAAAAAUAUAAAUUCAAAUAUACCCUUUACCGACCAGAUGAUCCUAGAGUUCCACACAUCAAGAAUUGAACAUUAAAAAUUGGAAUUAUUAAGAUUGUAUGUUGUUGAAAUAAUAGACGUUAGAAAUAAUUACAAAUAAAAUUUAAAAAAAUCCUUCUAAUAUUUAUGAAAACAAAACUAUGUAUAAUUAUAAAUACAAUGCAUAUUAAUUAUUAA